Salvia splendens (bonfire salvia) is the source of this 5895-nucleotide messenger RNA. RefSeq names its product disease resistance protein At4g27190. The transcript is spliced from 3 exons. Bases 2088 to 5549 code for a protein of 1153 amino acids. NCBI's taxonomy places the organism in Eukaryota, Viridiplantae, Streptophyta, Magnoliopsida, Lamiales, Lamiaceae. The record is from RefSeq and is a predicted model, not a curated record. Gene Ontology annotation, molecular function: ADP binding; ATP hydrolysis activity.
AAUCGCAACUUUACUUAUUUUAUCCUUAUGAAUUUUAUGAGAUGAUGAUUGAUGUAUGCCAUCUGUUGUCAAAUCUGAAGAAUCUUGGAUUUUGCUGGUAAAUUUGUUAGGAAUAAGAUUUUGAAUUUGAAGUUUGAGAAACUGAUAUGCUCUUUGAUAAUUGAUCUUGUGCAUCAUUAAGCUAAAAAAGAGAUAUAAUCCAGAUUAAUUUACUGGUUUCAUCACUAUUUGUUGAAUGUGAACUAGCAGGAAAAGUUACUUGUGUGCAAUAUGAUAAACGAAAAACUAUGUGAAUUAUUUAAUUGUUUUUUUUCUUGAAUUGUUUGUUUAUCCUGCAAUUAUCCUAAAGAGUUUGAUUAUAGAGAGAGAAAACAUGAUAGCCAUUUUGCUUAGUCACUUUAUAAUUAGUAGUUAAAGUUUCAAAAUGUAUGAGUUUUAAUCCAAAAUGUAUGAGUUUUAAUCCAAAAUGUAUGAGUUUUUAACAAAAUGCCCCUUAGCAACUUAAAAUAUAGUAAUAAAAAAUUUAAGUUACUAAAGCUACCAUUCAUAUUUGACAAAGUUUAUCUAGAUACAGUUUAAAGUUAAGAGUUGGCUAAUCACUACACCGUGCGUGGUUAAUUGUUACAACAAUAUAUUUUUUUAGCAUUUAGCAGUUAAUCGAACUGACUUGUUUGACUUUUUUGUAUAGCAAAUGGUUAGAUUAACCAAAUUGUGCUCACCAUUAAACGAAUUUUACUUUGAAAAUACACUUAAGAUUGUCUCAUUUUAAAUAAAUAUUUUAAGUAACAAAAUUUAGUAGUAGUACCCUAUUUGUCCUGCUGCACUUUGAGUUAAUUUUUUUUUGUGGUCCCAGUUAUGUCACUUAACUUUUUUGAUAAAAAAAUUAACAUAUAUAAUUACUCUUACUUUAUUCUUUUACUUACUUUACUAUUUCUUAAAUUAUUUAUUUUAUAUCAUCCUCUACUUUAUUCUUUUCAUUUAAUUUUAAACUUACUGUGAGAAAAAAAUGCCACAAUUAUAUUGAAUGGAUAUAUGCAUUCACUUUUCAUCUCUAAUGCUUAGAAAGUCUAUCGUUGUCCCCCAUCACCGAUUUAAAAAGGUCUUAACCCCAAAUUAUGCUUCUUUGAAGUUCAACUAUCACUACAAACGAUGUUGUCACUAAAACCUAUCUUCAUACUUCCUAGUAUGUGUGAGUUGACCAAGCGGUUGAGAACUUAAUGCCUGAGGCUCUUAGGUUGGAGUCCUUUAUAGCGUGACUUUUAAAUUUAAAUUCAUUAAUCUAUAAAAAAAAACUAAUCACGUGUUUUCGUACACUAUUUAUGGUCAACACAAUACUCCAUUCGUCUCAUAAAAAUAUGUGCUCUUUCCAUUUCCGUCCGUCCCAUAAAAAUAUGGGCAUUUCCAUUUAUGAAAAGUUGUCCUAACUCAUUAUCCAUAUACAUCAAUUUAUAUACAACUUAUACCACUAUGUCUCACCAUUACAAUUCAUUUAAACACUAAUAAUAGUGUGAAUCUCACUAUCCACUAUCACUACUUUAACUACCCUUCUCAUCGUCUCUCUUAUUUUACCAAUUACAUAAUAGUGUGAAUCUCACUACUUUACUCUCUCCACGUAAAUUCUAUACAUAUCAUUUUCUUAAUUUCCGUGCCGAAAAGAAAUCCAUCACAUAAGAUGCGACUGAGGGAGUAUUAUGUAGUAGAAUAUCUAAAUACUUUUAGAAGAAUUAUUUGUAUAUAGAAUUCUCUCUCUCUAUAUAUAUAGAAUAAAAUAAUAGAGUAGAAAAUUAUAGAAUUUUUGAGAAGUACCUAUAUAUGGAUGUGCUGUAACAUUUGGCAUAAGUUAUUAGUUUGGCCAAAUCUCCCCAGUCCUUUUAUAUUCACUCGACACCAUUAUACUUCUAAAUAUUUCCUCCAAACUACAUUAAUAGUCUCACAUAUAUCUUAUAUUCCAAUAUAACUAUAUAUGUCUCAGUCUUUAAUAUUUUUCUGCUAAUUCUUAUUUCAUUUUAUUUAUUACAUUUUCUAUACAUUAAGGUUUUUUUUGGCAUCAUGAUGAAUCUGCACCAUCUGAUAUAAAUUUUACUAGGAUGGUUUAUGAAGUUUCGAAACUGGUCUUGCUAGCCUCCUCAACAGGGUACGCACCUCUUAAAGACAUGUUUUCAUACAUGAUGGACAAGAAAGAAUUUGUCAAAAAUUUAGAAGAUAAUUUGACAAAGAUGAUUAGAGAGUUGGCCACAUUUUAUUCGAGGAAAGAAAAGGUUGACCGAAGGCUAGAUACAGCCGUGUCUGAAGAAAAAAGUGGUGAAUACGAUGUGUUGGUUAAGCAAAUGGAGUUUCAUCAUAAACGAUACAAUGAGUUUGUCAAUAAGUAUCAACGAUAUUGCCAGGAUCUACCGAGUUUUGAGAUCCACGAUGUUUCGAGUGCAACAAAAGUGAUGGACGUUGUGCAGGAAAGAAAGCCAACCAUCAACACACGCAAGUUCUUCAAACUCGCAACACUUAGCAGGAAGAUUAAUGAGUUGCUUAAUGAGAUCUCUUUGGUUAGUGGUAAAAUGGAACCUAGAAAUGUGUUACGUGAUAAACAAAUCGAACCCGUUCAAGUGAAAUAUGAUGAUAUUGAUCUUCCUUCAUCCAAUGAAUAUGUUAACAAGGUUAUAAGGUACCUCAACGAAGAUGGAAACAUACGAGUUGGCAUUUUGGGUCCUAUUGGGGUAGGAAAAACAACUAUCAUGAAAAAGUUGAAUAAUCAACUUAAACAUUCUUCGACUUCUUCCCGUGGAAUGACAAUGAUAACAAAAUUUGAUUUUGUUAUUUGGAUAGAUUGUCAUAAACAAUAUGGGGCAGAAGACGAUGCUAUUGAAGGGAUUCAGGAUCCUAUUAUAUGCUAUUCCACACUUUCGUGUGAAACCGAUGUGGGAUCGUAUCAUGUGAUAAUGAGACGACUAAAGCUAAAAGGGGAAGAAACAAAUAGUAUAGAACAGAAUGCAGAAAUCAUUUCGAGUUUCCUUUGUGAUAGAAAAUAUCUAUUGUUGAUUGAUCAAGUGUCUUCAACUAUCAACUUAGAUGAAGUUGGAGCUCAUAAAAACCACAAGUUGGGUAGAGUGGUACUUGCAUCUAGUAACAAGAAAGUUAUCUCACCUAUGACCGAUGAAGAGAUUGAGAUCAAGCCUCUAUCAGACAAUGAUGCGAUGAAACUCUUUUUAGAAGUUAACGGCAAGAUUAAUGACCCGCGCAUCAAACUUAUUGCGAGGAACAUAGUAAAGUCAUGUGGAGGGCUGCCAUUGGUGAUCAAGUUAGUAGCUUAUCAUUUAAAAGGGCAGAAAGAUGAACAAGUGUGGAGUGAUGUGAAGCGGAUUCUGCAAUCUGAAACAAAAGCUAAAUUGCAAAAAUUGGAAGGGGUCGGACAUGCUUACAAGCUGGCAUACGAUAAAUUAGAGACGAGUCAUAAAAAGUGUCUUCUUUUUGUGACAUUGUUUACAAGUGACCAAAAAAUCUACAAAGAUUAUCUUGUAGAAUGUUGGAAUGCUGAGAGAUUUCUUGAAUUAGAUGUUCCGGAACUUAGGGCUGCACGAGAGCGUGGAGCAACAACUUUGAGAGAGCUAACAGAUCAAUAUCUGCUGGAAAAUCACUCAGACAAGCAUGUUAAGAUGCCGGAAUACUUCAGAAGAGUGGCUGUUGAGCAGGAGUAUCCGGGUGAAAACAAUUGCAUAAGUUGGAUGCCACAAAAGAAUCAACCCCUUACUGAUGAAACCUGGAGGAUGACUAGAAGGAUGUCGCUGAUCCGUUGUAAGUCCAAACUACCCAACAAACCAAUAAGUGAUAACAUGUCAACAUUACUAAUGCAAUGUUAUCGCGAUUUGGUGACACUUGGGGAUAAGUUCUUUGAGAACAUGCAAAAGCUUCUCAUUUUGGACUUGCACAAAGCAAAUAUAGAAUCACUUCCGACUUCUAUCACUAGUUUGGUGAGUCUCAGAUGUUUAUAUCUGAAUGAUUGUCGUCUACUUGCUAAGUUACCUCCAAAAGUCGAAAAGUUGAAGAAGCUUGAACUCAUUGACAUUCGAGGAACUUCAAUUCGCUCGUUGCCCAGUGAAAUUGGCGAUAUGAUUCACUUAAGGUGCUUGCGAAUUUCAUUUGGCCAAACAGGGUGCAACCGCAAUGGGAAAUGUAAGGAGGUAGAAAUGACGAUUCCUCAUAAUAUCAUCAGUCGUCUUCAUCGGCUUGAAGAGUUGACCAUUGAGGCAGGUUGUUGCAAUCAAACUUGGAAUAGUAUUGUCGAGCAAAUAGUCAUAGAGGCUGUAUGUUUGGAAAAGUUGAGUACUCUUAACCUUCACUUCCCAAAUGUGACUACUCUGAAACUAUUUGUUGCUGAGAGCAAAUCUCUCAAAAAUACCGACACACACUGGAGUACGAACACUUUAAGGUCAUUUAAUAUUUCUGUUGGUUGCUCUGAUACAAGACAUCCGUAUGGUCCGGAAAUAUCUGGAAUUUCACCGGAAAGACAGUUGAGAUUCUCCACUGGUGAAGAAAUUACUUCAGUGAAAGAAAUACUGAAACAGGCAAGCUCAUUCGAACUAGUUGAUCAUGGGGGUGUAGGGAGCUUGAGUGACUUUAACUUGAGAAAUGCCGAGACACUAAAAGUUUGUGUUGUGGAAGGAUGUAGGAAUAUGACAAGUGUUGUGGAUGGUUCUAGAAUCCUUGAGAUACAAAUGGAAAUUACAGAAGAAUCUGAUUGUGCUAUGCUUCAGUGUUUGGAGAAACUAUAUUUGUUUGAACUUAAAACACUGCAGUCUAUUUGGAGUGGACCGGUUUGUUCAGGAAGCCUUGCAAACUUGAAGGAACUUACACUAUUUGGUUGUUCGAAGUUGACUACAAUUCUCAAUCUUGAACAAGCGGGGGCUCUUUUAAGCUUAGAGUAUGUCAAAGUUGAGAACUGUUCCGAGGUUGUUGAGAUCAUUAAUGAAAAUAUUGUUGUUGACAACAAUCUUGAUCUAUCUAAUAUGCUAAACAAGGUGAAGAUUGUCGACCUAGUGGACUUGCCAAAGCUGCGAAGCAUAUGCAAGACUACUACGUUCAUGGAAUGGAGGUCACUGGUGAAAAUUGCAAUAAUAAGUUGCAAUGGAUUGCGAGAUAUUCAUUUGAGUUUGAGGAAGAAGUUGGAAACUAUUGAGUGUGAAGAGAGUUGGUGGAUUCAGUUGCCAGAGGAACAAAAGGAAAAAAUUCUUCCUUAUUGUCACUUCAUUGUCAUGGAACAAGAAUCAGCUAAUCGAGGCCGCCAUGCAGGAGAGUCAUCUGAACAUGGAAGAUCAACUGAUCCUCUGACAUCAAACGCCAGCGUUUCCAACAAGUGCAAUGGUAAAGUACCUAGAAAUGAAAACGAGCAGCUCAUAUCAAGCACAAGUUCUGGCACUCAGGGCAUGCCGGAAUUAUCACAUGGACCGGAGCAUGUUAUUCAUGACUCAACAAACACCAAUGCUCCAACCAACAAAGAAGCCUCGUCCCUUUCGGUGGGAAGAUGUUCAAAAUUGGAUUUUUCAAUAUCCUCUCACUAGAUAUAUUUUCCUAAACAGAGACGUUGAUUGAGGAAUCAGAGGAACUGUUCUAGCUAGUAAAGGUUUCUGGACUAGGGAUGAUGGUGUGCAGGAUCUACUGAAAAGAGGAACUUUCUUUGCUUUUAUUGGUGUUUUGAAGAUAAAACUGAGAAAUCUCAGAUUUCAUGUGGUGUGUACAAGUAUAUAUGUAAUCAAUAUGGAUUGAAACUGUACUCUAGUUAAAUAUUCAGUUUGUUUGAUUAAUCUGAUGCUUGAUGUUGUUUUGUCCACACCUCAAUUGAGAAUUUCUGGAUUUUGAUUGUAAUCCACACUUUAUGGUCUUAGUUGUAAGUAAAGUUUGCUUCCA